UAUGAGUAAAUUCUUUUAGGAGGAAUCCAAUUCUGAAGGGGAAGAAGAGGCUCCAAGAGGAGGACCUGAAGUAGAUGCAGGAUUAUAAUCAUAAGCAACAAGAACUAGAAUUAUUUAAGGAUUAAUAGAUUCAGAUGAUGAUGAAGGAUAAAGAGUUAUUGUAACAGAAAAAGAAAAAAGAUAUACAAAAUUAAGAGAAAUUAUUAAAGAAAUUAAGAGUAAAAUAAAAAAUUAAGAUUUUGUUACAUUAUUGGAUAAAUUUGAAGAAUUAAAUAAAGAGGUUGAAAAGGGUGCAAAAGUAUUUGAAAGAGAGGGUGGAUUACCUAGAUUUUAUAUCAGAAUUAUGUGUUAAAUAGAAGUAUUGGUUCUUUAAUUUACAGCUGAAUAAAAAAAGAAAUUAGGAGUAAAUAAUAGCAAAGCUUAUAACACAUUAAAAUAAAGAAUUAAGAAAUUUAAUUUGAGUAUUCAUUUAUUCUAAGCAUCAUUUAGCAAUUAAAGAUAAAAUUGAUGAAUUCAUAAAUAAUCCUGUUACAACUGAUUAAAGUGAAGAUGAGAGAAAGAAAAAAGUAAAAGCAGAUAAAAAAUAAAUUGGAUCAGAUUCUGAACCAGAAGUACAAUAAAAAGAAGAAUCUUCAGAGUCAGAAGAUGAUGAUAAAUAUUUGCUUUAAUCUAAUGAUCCUAUGGUUAGAAGAAGAUAUUGGUUAAAAAAGAAAUUACCAGAUAAAAAAGAUGCAAAGAUUGAAGAGGCUUAACAAGAGAAAGUUAAUAAAAAAGUUAUUGCAGAUAUUAUAGAUUAUGAUGUUAAAUUUGAUAUAGCUUAAAAUAAAGAGAUUCAUAUUGAUUAUGAUCCUGAAUCAGUCAAAAAAAAAUUAGAGUAAAUUGUAUCAUCUAGAGGAAUUCAAAAGAAUUAAGUAGAGAAUCUUUACAUUUGUGAAAAAUACAUAUAAUAUUUUAUCAAAGAGAAUCUCCAAAGAGCUGUGGAAGUAAAUCUUCAUUUUAUCCUCAUAGAUAUUGCUUAUCACAAUUUCUUUAUAGAUUGAUCAAGCUAAAUCAGAAGCACCAUUUUAUUUUAAUAGAUAAUCAUGGUUAUAAAUCUAUUAAAAUACAUUCCUCUUAUAUUCACUUCAUUAAGAUAAGGGAGUCAAAGUUGAAAAGUUACAUACUUAUAGCAAAUAUGAUUAAGAAAACUCUUUUUCUGAGUUUAGAUUUAUAAGUACUCUUUUGGUCAAUUUCUAAACACUCGAAGUUGAAUUAAAUAAAGCAUUUUAAAAUAUUGAUUAUUACACAUAAGAAUAUGCUGAAAGACUUAGUGAUCUAUAUUAAUUAACACAUUUAUCCCAAAAACUUUUAGAAUUACUCAAAAUUAAGAAUGACACUGCCAAUAUUGCAUUAAUGAGUUUCAAACAAUUAGAAGCAAUAUACUAUAUUGGACCAGCUGUGAUCUAAAAAUUAUUGGAAUUAUAAACUAAUAAAUAAGCUGCAACUCCAUUAUAAAUAUUUGGAAAUGGAGAUAUUUCAUCUAAAAUCUAAUCACUUGUUGAGAAUAUUCUCAAAUAUGGAGAUAAGGAAACUAUUAUAAAGGCAACUUUAUAUUGGGUAUAUAAUUUAGCUUUGAAUGGUAAAUAUGAAUAAGCUCAUGAAAUUUUCAUAUCAAAUAUUUCAUAUGAAUAAGUCUCAUAGAUGAAGACAUUAAUUCAAUUAUAUUAUAAUAGGGCUCUGGUUUAAUUGGGAUUUGGAGCUUUUAGAUAAGGUUUGAUAAAUGAGACUCAUCUACAUUUGGCUGAUCUAUUGAGUAGAGAUAAGGUUUUGAAGGAUUUGCUCUCAUAAAAUUAUACUAAAUAAGUUGAAGGAGAAUAUAGAUAUACAGUGCCUUAUCAUAUGUCAAUUAAUGUUGAGACUAUUGAAUUUGUUUAUUUAUUGGCUGCAAUGUUAUUAGAAGUUCCUAACAUUAAUCAAGAUUUAUUUGAAGAUUCUCAUAAAAUAAUUAGUAGAAAAUUUAGAUAGCUUUGUUAAUAUUAUGAUUCUUAAACUUUCAAUCCAUAACCUGAAAAUAUGAGAGACUUAAUUUAUGCUGCCUCCAAAGAAUUAGCCAAAGGAAAUUGGACUAAAUGUUGGGAUCUCUUAAAAUAAAUCCAACUUUGGACAAGAAUACCUUCCUAUGAAUAAGUCUAAUAAUAAAUUAAAGAAAGGGUUUAAGAAUAAGCUUUAAAAUGCUAUUUAUAUACAUUUAAGAAUGGCUUUUCUAAUAUUUCAGUUGAUUUUCUUAAGGAGAGAUUUUAAUUAUCAGAAUAAGUAACAAAAGCUAUAAUUUAUAAGGUAUUUUUUAUAAUUAAUAAUAUAGAUGAUUUAUUAUGGAGAGAUUAAAGCUAUUAUUGAUAAUUAAGAUUAAUCAUUCUUGAUUUUUGUUAAUGAUGAUAUCUCAAAUUAAACAAAGAGAUUGGCUAGUGUUCUUAUUGAAAAAUUAAACUAAUAAUGUAAAAAUAAUGAAAAAUUAAUGGUAAAUUAUAAAUUUAAAUUAUUUAGGAUUCUAAAAUUGGUAGUUUUGGUAUCGCUGUAGAUAAAGAAAGUGUAGAUUAAGUAAAUAAGCAAAAGAAAAAAAAUGUUACUAAAAACAAAAAACCUCCAAAUGCAACAACAAAAAGAAAAUGAU
Messenger RNA from Paramecium pentaurelia, 2650 nucleotides. Lineage: Eukaryota; Ciliophora; Oligohymenophorea; Peniculida; Parameciidae. The record is from the annotation of a GenBank genome assembly.